This is a messenger RNA of Sinocyclocheilus anshuiensis, 2328 nucleotides long. Its product is annotated as ranBP-type and C3HC4-type zinc finger-containing protein 1-like. Gene Ontology annotation, biological process: protein linear polyubiquitination; positive regulation of canonical NF-kappaB signal transduction; proteasome-mediated ubiquitin-dependent protein catabolic process. NCBI's taxonomy places the organism in Eukaryota, Metazoa, Chordata, Actinopteri, Cypriniformes, Cyprinidae. Gene Ontology annotation, cellular component: LUBAC complex. The transcript has 9 exons. The coding region runs from base 137 to 1303 and encodes 388 amino acids. Gene Ontology annotation, molecular function: ubiquitin binding; ubiquitin-protein transferase activity. The record is from RefSeq and is a predicted model, not a curated record.
GAACUACAUGUUGACGUCAUAACACGGGGGCAGUAAAUAUCAGACGGACGUGUUUCGUGUUUUGAGUCGGUCGCUGACUGUUGCUCGUGAAGAUGGAGAUGAUGUGAGUCCGCGGGGAUUCGGUUCUGCCGGAGACAUGUCUGCGAGCGCGCGAUGCUGCACGGUGCUGAUGUCGGUGCGCGUGACGGUGCGACCGCUGCCGGUGCGCUCGGAUUCUCUGCGACUGCAGCUCAGCAUGAACACGAACCGAGCCGGACUCUUCACCCUCACACUCAGACACACCGACCGCGGGGGACGCAGCGUGUCUCUGGCAGAGUUUGAUCUGCGCUCAGUGAAGUACGAGAUCAAAUCAGCUCGAUGUCACGAAAUGCGUCUCGUCAAGCGUCCCAACGACUGCCUCACAUUCACCUUCCGCAGCGAGCAGGAGGCGCAGGAGUGGGCCACCGUCAUGAUGUCAUCGCUCAGAGAGUCUCACAGAGUUGCCAACAUUUCUCAUUCUUCAAAUGAAGGACUGCAGAAUGUGAAGUGUGGAGAGAAAAACUCUGUCUUGUCGCUGUCUAUGAAAGAGGAGCUGUGUCUAGAGCUUUCUCGAGCGAUCGAGGCUGGAGAUACUCAUGCCGCUGUGCACUACGCCACAGAUCUGGCCAAGCAGCAGAUCGCACUGAGCAUUCAACCAGCGCUGCGAGACACCGACGACACAGAGAUCAGCUUAGCUGUGGUAAUAGAAGACACGUCAUCUUCCUGCUGUGUCACAGUAAAAGUCCACCCUCACGUGACCGUCGCUUCUCUGAAGCAGCAGAUGUUUGUUGAGUAUGGUUUCCACCCCAGGGUGCAGCGCUGGGUCAUCGCUCAGUGUCUGUGCUCUGACGGCCGCUCUUUAGCGUCGUAUGGCAUCUACAGGGACGGCGACACUGCGUUUCUCUACCUCUUGUCUGCUCGUCACGCCUGCCUCGGUCGCCAGCAGCAGCAGGAGAACGGUCUGUCGAUGCCAAACGCCAGCGGCCCCGUCAGCCACGACUGGAGACGAUACAGCACUUUACCGCCCCGCUUCAGCCACAGCAGCACAGGCAGCAGUGGGUGUGGCCCAGAGAAACCCAGUGUCAGUGACAUCAUUAACCUCGAGAUGUUGCAACUUGGAUCCAAACUGAAAUCAAGUAACACACAGUCAGGCUGGUCCUGUUCUUCCUGUACAUUCAUAAAUAAGCCUACGAGACCCGGCUGUGAAAUCUGCAGCACAGAUCGACCCAAUCCUCCCAAUCACAGCAGCGUUCAACAGGAAAAAGCAAGAAGAUCGAACCAGUGAAACUGUGCUGUAAAUACACACAGACAGAGACAAAACCCCUAAGAUUAUCUCGCAUUCAAACGACAUGUGAAGAACUAAACUACUAUUAGCUAACAGUUUUAAUAAGAGUUGACUUGCAUACAAAGCUUCAAACUCUCAUAGCGACUACGCGGCAUAUUUCACCGGUGGGUUCAUCUCUGUUGGUUUGCAGUGCAGUUAAUAGUAACUGGUUUGUUGCUUGGUUCUCCUUAAAGGAGUUGUGACAUGGAUUUGCUUUUGAGCUUAAUUAAUAAAUUCCUUGUUUAUGAGGAGGACGUUUUGAGCUAUGAAACUUGCAGGAUCGAGGAAAAAUGCGAUGUCACGAGUCCUUAAAUGUAACUGUUGAACAGUAUUAGGCAUCAGAAGUUAUCUUGGUUCAUUUUAUGAGCGAACAAAAACAAAGCAGGAACCUAAUCAUCUGUGGCUCUAGAUGGUACAAACUCAGUCUAUUUAGGACAAAUUGCAGGUUGCACACGAGUUUGUGUUUCAAAUAGGACAUUAUAGCUGAUAGAUUAUAUGUGUAAUCCGAAUAAGAAAACAACACUGUGUGAAAUAUUAAACAUGCAGCGUUUCAAGUGCAAAUCAGCGUUCAUGUCCGUUCACUUAUGCUAAUUUAUGUUCAUCAAGCUCUAUUUUAGGAGCUUAAGUUUUAAGGUAAAUGUGAUUGUAUAUAAUUAUGUGACGAGGCCAGUACAUUGUGUGAAAAACAACUGAAUGAAACUUGCAUAAAUGCAUGUUAUGUGAGUUAAUUAUUCCUUAUCUAAUUGACUAGGAAUUCUCAUUAAAGACUUUGUUCAUAUUUGGAACAAACUACAUUCAGACACAGGGUUAUUGAGUGAGUUUGUUUUAUUUUUGUUAUUUAAUGAACAAUCUGUUGCUUUUAAUGUAAUUAUAAUUGCACUGAAUACGUGUGUGUUGUAAAUGAUUGUGUUUAAAGUCUACCUGGCUUUGCCGUGAAUAAACAUAAUGAACCGAGAAGUUUAAGAGUAAUCUUUAGCCUCUGGAAA